Molecule: messenger RNA, 856 nt
Organism: Argentina anserina (silverweed cinquefoil)
Lineage: Eukaryota; Viridiplantae; Streptophyta; Magnoliopsida; Rosales; Rosaceae
Exons: 1
Coding region: 89-724 (211 amino acids)
Source: RefSeq, a predicted model, not a curated record
ACCCAACAGAACCCCCCAAUUCUCUCCACUUUUCACUCUCACAGAUCCACUCCAUUUCUUCUUCUUGUUCAAUUUGAGCUCAGCAGCCAUGAGCAAGCCUCAGACUCAGAGACCCAAGCCGCCUCCGUCGGGUCGGACCAACCUCGCCUCAUGCAUAGUCGCCACCAUCUUCCUCAUCUUCAUCGUCAUCGUCUCCCUCAUCGUCUACUUCACCGUCUUCAAACCCAAAGACCCCAAAAUCUCCGUCAGCGCCGUCCAGCUCCCCUCCUUCUCCCUCCUCAACUCCACCGUCAACUUCACCUUCUCCCAAUACGUCGCCGUCAGCAACCCCAACCGCGCCGCCUUCCGCCACUUCGACUCCACCCUCCAGCUCCUCUACUCCGGCAACCAGGUCGGCUUCAUGUUCAUCCCCGCCGGCCAAAUCGAAUCCGGCCAGACCCAGUUCAUGGCCGCCACUUUCGCCGUUAACUCCUUCCCCGUCUCCGAUCCCAACCUCGCCGCCGCCGUCCAGGGCCCCAUGGUCUCCCCCGAGCUCGGCGACGGGCUCAGCGGGGUUCGCGGGGGAGGAGGCGGCGGUGGGGCGACGAUGGAGAUUGAGUCGAGGCUACAGAUGGCGGGUCGGGUCCGGGUCAUGCAUUUUUUUACCCACCACGCGGAGGCCAAGUCCGGGUGCAGAGUCGUCAUUGCUGUUAGUGAUGGAUCUGUCUUGGGUUUUCAUUGCUGAUUUGAUUUCUUUUUUGUGAUCAAUGAGUGAAAAUAUUGUAGCUUUUGGUUUGAAUUUGUUUAACCACGGAUGGAGCAAUGUAAAAUGUAAAAAAAGAUGAAGUAAUUCUUGACUGUUAAUUUCACUCCACAA